Clarias gariepinus (North African catfish) is the source of this 4754-nucleotide messenger RNA. It is a transcript of the gene kdm4c, whose product is annotated as lysine (K)-specific demethylase 4C. Lineage: Eukaryota; Metazoa; Chordata; Actinopteri; Siluriformes; Clariidae. The coding region runs from base 182 to 4144 and encodes 1320 amino acids. The transcript is spliced from 21 exons. The record is from RefSeq and is a predicted model, not a curated record. Gene Ontology annotation, biological process: chromatin remodeling. Gene Ontology annotation, cellular component: nucleus. Gene Ontology annotation, molecular function: histone H3K36 demethylase activity; histone H3K9 demethylase activity.
UACUUCCGGUGCUCAUGUUUGGUCUACUGUAGUGCCCGGAUGUAGGGAGCGGGAUUUAAUUUGGGACGCGGCCACUGAGGCAGCAGACGCUCAGCUGAGGCUAUUUAAAGGGCUGUGAGUAGUACUGUCAACACAGCGCGUGCCGUUUCCUCAAACUCUGAGGAAGGAAACGCAAGCGAUCAUGGCGGGUGUCGGGGCGAACACCUCUGCGAACCCCAGCUGUAAGAUUAUGACCUUUCGCCCCACCAUGGAGGAAUUUCGUGAUUUUAACAAGUACCUGGUGUAUAUGGAGUCUCAGGGAGCGCACCGUGCCGGUCUGGCUAAGGUGAUUCCUCCGCUGGGCUGGAAGCCGAGACGGACCUACGACGACAUCGACGAGCUGGUCAUCCAGGCGCCGAUUCAGCAGAUUGUGGCCGGCCAAUCGGGGCUCUUCACACAGUACAACAUCCAGAAGAAACCGCUCAACGUGCAGGAGUUCCGCAGGCUGGCCAACAGCGACAAGUACUGCACUCCUCGGUACUUGAACUACGAGGACCUCGAGAGAAAGUACUGGAAGAACCUGACGUUCGUGCCUCCCAUAUAUGGCGCAGACGUGAACGGGACGUUGUAUGACGAGGGCGUGGAGGAGUGGAACAUCGGGCAUUUGAACUCCAUCCUGGACGUGAUCGAGGAGGACUGCGGCGUCUCCAUUCAAGGCGUGAACACCCCCUACCUGUACUUCGGCAUGUGGAAGACCAGCUUCUCCUGGCACACGGAGGACAUGGACCUGUACAGCAUCAACUACUUGCACUUCGGAGAACCCAAGUCCUGGUACACCAUUCCUCCAGAACAUGGGAAGAGACUGGAGCGAUUAGCCACAGGUUUUUUCCCGAACAGCUUUAAGAGUUGUGAAGCUUUUCUCAGACACAAGAUGACCCUGAUCUCACCUUCUGUGCUGAAGAAAUAUAGCAUUCCGUUUGAUAAGAUAACACAAGAGGCCGGCGAGUUCAUGAUCACAUUUCCGUAUGGCUACCACGCUGGCUUCAACCACGGCUUCAACUGCGCAGAGUCCACUAACUUUGCCAGCUUGCGCUGGAUCGACUACGGCAAACUCGCCACUCAGUGCACGUGCAGCAAAGACAUGGUGAAGAUCUCCAUGGACCCGUUUGUCAAACGUUUCCAACCGGACCGCUAUCAGGCGUGGACGCAGGGCAAGGACACCUGCUCAAUAGACCACACCCUGGCUACGCCCAGCACCACGCCUGAGCUCCAGACCUGGGUCCAGAGACGCCGCAGGUCCAAAGUCAACAAGCGAGAAAGCUACCCUUGCACACGCUCCAAGCGACUGAAAACUGUGCGUCAGCCGGUCGCCGUGGAGACGGCUCCUGCACAGAUAAGUGACCAGGAAGAGGAAGUGAAAGAGGAGGAAGACCACAAUGCAUCACGCCUCUCAGGGCCCGCUAGUCUGUGUCAACAGAUUUGCUUUGUCAAGGUCACGCGAGUUAAGAGCAAUUUAUUGGUCCAGUCGUCUAAAAGGGUCCCGCCCCAAGCCCCGCCCUCCGAUGCACAAGACACGCCGAAAGAAGCCUUAGGAACCAAUGAGCCUCUAACCUCCACGGCUGACCCACUGGACUCGGAACAGACCUCAGAGAGUCGGUGUAGAGCCAAGUCCUCGAGGGGCAAAUCACUCCCCAAAAAUCAGUCUGCUCGUCGUGAAGAAACUCCUCCUGCUGUAAAUUCCUCAAGUACAACAGUCACUACUGAACCCGCGGAACAUUCAGGAACUCCUGCGUCCGACAUGCCUUUCCUUACGCCGGAAAUCACAGAGGAUCCUGAGGGAAGGAAAUCUCCAAAUCCUUCGUCUGAAAUGCCCUUUCUGACUCUGGCAGUCCAGUCCAGUGAUAACAACACACUCUUGAAUCCUAACAAACUGGGAAAAUCCACCUUGCCUCAGAGCGCCACGGGUGAAACCAGCGUUUGCGUUAACACACUACAUUCUGAUUGGUGCUCAGAUUCGUUCCAAGAGGAGGUCAGAGAAUGCACCGGCUCUGGUCCAGACACUAACAAGGAGCUCCUCGGAAAGAAAGCCGGAGAUGGGCGGUUGCCCUCGGGUCAAGCUCCGAACCCGGUCUCCAGUAUCUCCUGUCACCCUCAAAUCGGUCCUGAACACUUCACUCAUAGCCCUGUGAAGGACUCUCCGAUAUCCGCUAACACUAACACACUUUCAAGCGAGUCUCCUUCCACGUCUUACUACCAGAAACCCUCGUCUCCUCUCCACCAACCCGACUUCACGUCUCCUUCCUCACCGAACCUCUUUGAAGAACCUUCUACUAUGUGGAAGAACAUAAGCUAUCAAAAUCCUGAUUAUGUCAUGUGGGCGGAGCCUCGGUGCCACCAGGUGAAGUGCCCAGAUCCUUCAGAGUUUCCUGAAAAGAGCCUGACAUUUACAGAUCUGGAACCGAGCGUGGUUCAUCAUUCUGCCACGGAGCUUCUCAGUUCUCCAGACAGGCCUCAGAGGUCAGAGAGUAGCAGUGAGGAGUCUGGUGAGGAGAACUCGAUGAGCGAGGCGGAGUACGGAGAUUCGGGCAUAGAGCCGGGAGAAAUUCGAAUCUACUCCUUGCCGGUGGGGAAGAGGAAGACGUCCAAAAGUUGGCGCCACCCUUUGAGAAAACCGACAGCCAGGGCAGUUCCCAGCGCCGUCAAGCAGCAAGCCAACAGCGACGAUGAACCGAUGGAGGAGGGUACUGCGGAGGAGGAACUGCAGGAGGCUGACGUCUGGGCGAGACCCCUGGUCCACCUCUGGCACAGCAGGAAGUCUCACUUUCAGUCAGAGCGAGAGUACAACAGCAUUGCCGCGAAAACGGCGCCGCACUGUGCCGUGUGCACGCUGUUCAUGCCUUACUAUCAGCCUGAAGAGACGAAGGACGAAAGCCGACCGGAGUUCCCGACAGGAGACAGCGGAGAGACGGCUGCGAGGUCACGACCCCUGAUUCCAGAGAUCUGCUUCGCCUACCGUGAGGGGUCGUGUCCCCCUAACACGCUCGUGGAGGAGGACGGGUCCAGUCCUCUCGUGGCCUGUACACACUGCUGCGUUCAAGUUCACGCCAGUUGCUAUGGCGUCGCUGCCCACGAUGUCACCCCGGAGUGGACAUGUGACCGCUGCUUGUGUGGAGAUCUGUCCGCCGAGUGCUGUUUAUGUAACUUACGAGGCGGCGCGUUGAAAAGAACGACAGACGACAGGUGGGCGCAUGUGAUGUGUGCUGUGGGUCUGCCUGAGGUCAAAUUCACUGACAUUGUGAAGAGGAGUCCCAUCGACAUUAGCGCUGUCCCCGCACAGAGAUACAAACUGAAGUGUAUAUAUUGCCAUAAGCGGAUGAAAAAGCUAGCGGGCGCGUGUAUCCAGUGCUCGUGCGGCCGCUGUCCCACUUCCUUCCAUGUCACGUGUGCUCACGCCGCUGGCGUCACCAUGGAGCCUGAUGACUGGCCUUACGUCGUCUUCAUCAUCUGCCACAGGCACCAGUCACGCGGCUCCAGCACCGUGAGAACCUCAGCCCGCCCACUGCAUGCUAAAAAACUUCAUAAAUUUAAACCCCGCCCGCACCACAGCACUCAUGUUUUUAUUUUUUUCCCCUCACAGAAAUCGAAGGCGAGCCGGACAGAGCUGGCUCUCGGCCAAACCGUGAUCGCGAAGCACAAGAACCUGCGCUACUACAGCUGCCGGAUCGCCAGCGUGACCGCGCAGACCUUCUACGAGGUCAUGUUCGACGACGGAUCAUUCAGCAACGACACCUUUCCUGAGGACAUCGUAAGCAGAGACUGCGUGCAGCUCGGGCCCCCGGAGGUCGGCGAGGUCGUGCAGGUCAAGUGGCCGGACGGGCUUUUUUACGGAGCUAAAUACCUGGGAUCAAACACUACAUACAUGUACCAGGUGGAGUUUGAGGACGGCUCUCAGGUGCUGGCUAAGAGAGAGGACAUUUACACCCUGGAGGAGGACCUGCCCAAAAAGGUCAAGGGUCGUCUCUCUACAGCCUCCAGCAUGCGUUUCGAGGAUGCGUUCUUCACCACGCAGGGCGAGCGCAAGAGGCAGCGCACGCCAAACUCUCGCUUCCAGAACGACUACGUGGCCGACCCUAGCCAUCGGACCUCCAGCUGCUGCAAAAACUGAGACCGCAGGGGCACAAAACGGAGAAGAGAGAGAGGUGAAGGGGUGAAAUAUUAACUGACAAACUGUGAUGAUUAUUUUUUCUUUUUUUAAAUCAUAUACACAACACACUUUUAGUGAGAGUUUGAUAAAAAGAGACGGAGGAAAAGACUUUAUUUCUUUCUAACAGUGAAUCGUUACCGUACGGAAGCGACGCUGUUUUCUCCUGUUUAUGAUACACCCCUCCCCUCCCCCUUUCCUCUUCCCCCACCCCAGUCCAGUGUUCCCUGCACAUUUAGACGCUUCAUGUUCCUGAUGGUUUGCUUGGCUCCUGCACGCCGCUCCUGUACAGAUCGCCUUUAAGCCCCUCGCCCUCCCUGUACUACUAACUCUACUCCUGUUGUCUCGAGCUUCUGAAAGCGCUGAUUAUAUUCUUUUCAGCAAAACCCUGCUACUGAUCGCUUUGAGAGCACAUUUAGCCCACGCUUAACUUCUGAGUUUGAUCUUAUUUAUUUGGAAUUUCAUCUUUAUUUUUUAGUGGUGCUCAAAUCUGUAAAGAAAAUUUAAGAUAACUGUAUUGGGAGAGUCUGAAGGAAGGCUGAAUUAUUAAUAUUUGAAUAAACAUACAUGGGAA